AGGAGGGUGCGAAAUACUUGAGGUGGGCCAGGUCGGGUUAUCUCUGGCAUUUUAUAUGGUCUCGAGUCACGACUCCAGAGAAAAACUACAUACCCUACAGUGAAGGAACUACACUUAGUUGCACAGGAGAUCAGCAACGGAUGGAACCCCACGGGCUCACUCAUGGCACUAUCUUCAACUCGAACGUUUGCUCGAAAAUGCUUCUUCCGGCUGCGGCGUCUCCGAUGGGCCACGCUCGCAACUGUGGUCUAUACUUCAGGAAAACCCCUUCCCUUCUUUGUUCAAUUCGGUCUUCGUCUUCUCUGCCUCGACGCCCUCUCAGAUACGCUGUGCUUGGUGCCGGAUUUGCUGGACUAUCUGUUGUUUGGCACUUGUUGCAGCACAGCCCCAAGGAGUUGCAUCUGCGAAUUGACAUAUAUGACGAAGUAGGCAUUGGAGGAGGUGCAUCUGGUGUUUCUGGGGGACUACUUCAUCCUUACUCGCCAAAAGUGAAGCUUCUUUGGAGGGGAGCUGACUGCUGGAAAGAGUGUAUGAAGCUUUUACACGUUGCUGAAACAGAAGUUUGUCCCAAUGAGUCAAACACAGAAGUUGGGAAAUCAAGCCAACAAUGUGACAGGUUUAUAGUUCGGAGAAGGGGCAUCAUGAGACCAGCGAUGAGCAUGAAGAAUUUGAAUGUGUUGAAUGAUAAUGCUCAAAACUCGCUUGCCAGUUGCAGAAUAGAGACCAUGGAUGAAGAUGCUGCCCAAAAACUUGUACCAAAUUUGUGUGUGCCUUUCAACUCUGCCUUUUAUAUGCCUGAUGCCGUAAAUGUUCAUCCUCAACGUUAUCUCCAGGCACUCUUUUUAUCAUGUAAAAAUUUGGUGAAAGAAUUGUCCGCUUCUGGCCUUGGGGUAAAAGAGCUGUUUUUGCACAAGAAAUCAAUAUGUGGCCUCCGGGAAUUUGAAGGGGAAUACGAUGCAGUUAUAAUUUGCCUAGGUGCCAAAGCAGAUAUGCUGCCCGAGCUCUCAGGCCGCCUUCCUUUAAGGACUUGCAGAGGGGUAAUUGCUCACCUCCAGCUGCCUGAUAAUUUAGGGGAGGAUUAUCCUGAACUAGGUCCUUCAAUACUAUCAGAUGGAUGGCUAGCAAUCCAGGGUACUCGCAGUUUGUACAUGGGCUCGACGUGGGAUUGGAAAUCACGAAAUUCUUCUCCAAUUGUUCAUGAAGACGAAGCUUCGAAAGCAUUUCAAGAGCUUCUUCCCAAGGCGUCUACUUUUUACCCAAGUAUUAAGAAUUGGACAUUAACUGGGGCAAGGGCCGGCUUGAGGGCAAUGCCCCCAUUGACUCCCCUUGGGUCACUCCCACUUUUGGGCUCUGUCAACGAUUUUGUAGCCAAAAAUUGUACUACUAGAUACUGGUUAUUUGGAGGACUGGGCUCAAGGGGCUUGUUAUACCAUGGUUGGCUGGGGAAAUUGAUAGCACAGGCAGUUGUUUCUUGUAACGAACAGUUAAUACCUUCUGAACUUACUUCCUGGAAGAAAGCAAGUCUAUAAUUGAUUGAAUACCAAUUCUUCAUUUCCUAGAAA
Messenger RNA from Tripterygium wilfordii, 1562 nucleotides. RefSeq names its product putative thiamine biosynthesis oxidoreductase ThiO. Gene Ontology annotation, cellular component: cytoplasm. Gene Ontology annotation, molecular function: oxidoreductase activity. The transcript has 9 exons. Lineage: Eukaryota; Viridiplantae; Streptophyta; Magnoliopsida; Celastrales; Celastraceae. Bases 141 to 1529 code for a protein of 462 amino acids. The record is from RefSeq and is a predicted model, not a curated record.